GCACAAAUCCUUUAUAAGAGACCUGACAGAAAAAAACCUCUUCAUUUAUAUCACUAUUUUGAUAGCAGUUCGCUCCAAAGGACUGAGAGUGUGUGGAAAUAAAUGCAGCAUGAAUUUAUUGCACCCCCCUUUCCCCGAUUAUGGACGUCCCCGUGGGAAGAUCCCGCCCAUAGAGACAGGUGGAGCAGGUGCUGAGACUUUGAUCGUUUGGCAUCUGUGUUCCCUUGUUGGGAUACAAUGGAAGUGCCACAGCAGGGCUGUUCCUAAUGUUGCUGGGCGAGCCAGGGAUUUCAGCAGCUCACCGACUGAUCUCCAUCUCCUGCUGUGCUCGAAGGUGACAUAAUCCCCUUCGCUAACAGGCUGGGAUACAGCACCAGACCAAUCAGAUGUCCUCGCUCAGUGACCAAUGAAAGAGCAGCUUGCAUCCCCAGGCAGGCAAAUGCUUUGGGUACCCAGGUUGCUGAGCUCCAGCUUGGCUAUGUGCAACUGUCAGUCUGCACCUGAUUUACGGCUCUGCUGAAAAGGGAUUGUUUUUUUUUUCCCAGCAACAUCAGCAACAAGUCAGGGUUUAGUUCUCCUUUAAGACUCCAAAUCCAAAUCCUGCAAAACAGCCGAGAAGAUAGGAUUCAGCUGGUGCAUCCCUACUGGUAAUGCAACAGAAACCAUUCGAAGGAAGUAAACCCGCAUGGCCAGACUCUGUGAGAAAUGGCAACUUAUACAAGCUUUUCUGCUGCCCUCAAUGCGGAGAAAAUGCCCGUUUCAGAAGCUUGUCUUCCUUGCGGGCGCAUAUAGACUACAUGCACAGCUAUGAGGAAAGGUAUAUUUGUGGGAAAUCAGGCAUUUAUUGCGCCCUGAAAGAUAACGCCCUUAAAGCGUCCAUAGGACCCCUGCAGGAGACGCAGAUAAAUGCUACAGAUGACUUAAAACCAACGAGUAGCUCUCCAUCUUUUCACAACAUGACAAAUGAAUGCCGAAAGAUAAGUGUUCCCAUGGAAGUAUCUGAAAGGCUUUCACCUCUCCCGAAAAACCCCUAUCCUGCCGACUCUCCGGGCCUCCAUAAUUCUCUCUCGGAGUUCCCUGCAAACAGGACUAAGCUGGAGCAGCGAGAGAUGGACAUGCUUGAACAAAUUGUAGAAACGGUGGAUAAGACCAUCGAGAAAAGAAUUGAGAAACUGAAUAAAGAACUUUGCCAGAAAACUUCCGAGCUGCUGGAAGUUCGGGCGGCUUUUCUACAGCUCUCUCAGAAGAAACAGGAGGUUCAGCGCCGAGAGCGGGCACUUAGUCGACAGGUCGACGCUGCCGUUGAGUUGAUUGCGGUACUUCGGCAGCGGCUGACCGAAUCUGAGCAGGAACUUCAGAGGAAAGAGGAACAAGUUGUUUCAAUAAACCAUUUUCUGGAGGCAGCAGCUGAAAAGGAGUUUCAUGGUAAAAGGCGGCUACAGCAGUUCAUGGAGAAUCUGCUACUGCGAGUGGAACUUUCUGAAAAACAACUGGAGUAUUAUCAGAACCGUCAAAUCAAGAACAGCCAAGCAAGUGUCGGGGAUGCUAUAGUUGGGCCUGUUCCAGCUAACAGGAAAAGCAAGUGCCAAAAUCGUGGCAGUUACCACCCCGUAAAUGUUGUUCCUGAUGCCAAAGCUCCAUCUGCACAGAAAGGGAGAUCAUAUAUCAAUCGAGUGGGGAUACAACCAAUGAAAUUGCUCCACGAGUCUUCUGACUAUCCGAGAGACCUCUGGAAGUGUCAGAAGAAAGGCGAACCUUUGGUGUCUGCCAGAAAGCUACACAGCAAAUCCAAACUAGGGAAGAAAUCAGGCCCGUGCAGUUGUGCUUACAAGCAAUAUUAAAUUUUACAGCUAUAUUUUACAUUUGAAUAAAGCCAGAAAAG
This is a messenger RNA of Xenopus laevis (African clawed frog), 1882 nucleotides long. RefSeq names its product zinc finger protein 365 L homeolog (gene znf365.L). Bases 651 to 1841 code for a protein of 396 amino acids. The transcript is spliced from 6 exons. The record is from RefSeq and is a predicted model, not a curated record. Lineage: Eukaryota; Metazoa; Chordata; Amphibia; Anura; Pipidae. Gene Ontology annotation, biological process: telomere maintenance; regulation of neuron projection development; regulation of double-strand break repair via homologous recombination.